Molecule: messenger RNA, 333 nt
Organism: Cavenderia fasciculata
Lineage: Eukaryota; Evosea; Eumycetozoa; Acytosteliales; Cavenderiaceae
Exons: 2
Coding region: 1-333 (110 amino acids)
Source: RefSeq, a predicted model, not a curated record
AUGCAGAUAUUCUGUGGCACCGGCAGUGAAUUUGUAGCACCAGUCUGCCUGCCUCAAUACUCGAUAGGUAAUGACACGGCCGUGGAUUGCACCACUUAUCCAAAUUCAUGUCCACAUGGAAUGUGCAACAAAAACACCAACGAUACUUACUCAUGUAUAGCUCUCAAUUCUCUUGGUCUAGGACAAUCUUGUUCCAUUUCAGAGGAAAAUGGAAUAAAAACAUCCGUAUAUACUUCUGAAUCUGUAGUUUGCAUUGUCAAGGUUGGAGGUGAAUCAACACAGAGUGUAACCAGUUUACCAAUUCUUACAAAAUGGAUUUGGUUGUAUGAAUAG